Molecule: messenger RNA, 1957 nt
Organism: Dicentrarchus labrax (European seabass)
Lineage: Eukaryota; Metazoa; Chordata; Actinopteri; Moronidae
Product: putative high affinity immunoglobulin gamma Fc receptor IB
Exons: 5
Coding region: 161-898 (245 amino acids)
Biological process (GO): cell surface receptor signaling pathway
Molecular function (GO): transmembrane signaling receptor activity
Source: RefSeq, a predicted model, not a curated record
GAUAGCAUCAGAUAUUAGCGCAGGGUCCCUCUGAGACACGACCUUAGGAGGAGCAUACUGAUGCCUCUGCUGACAUAAGCCACACAGGAAGUUGAGCUUCAAAGAUACAUACAGUCAGCUGUAAUCUGUCUGAGGUUCACACGGUCAGCAGCAAGACGACAUGGAGGUCACGGCUCUCUGCAUCAGACUGUUAAUAAUUAUUUGGAUGCUGCUGUUGACGCAAGUUCAGGACAGUUGUUACGCUCAGAAAGCUUACGCAGCUCUUCCUCAUCUCGUUCCAGCCAGACUUCAGUACUUCGAAUAUGAAUCCAUCUCUUUUAACUGUGAGGGGUUGCAUGGGUCUCUUGGAUUGGGAGUGAUGAGGAGGCUCCCAAGUGAAAGUGCCACAUGUGGUAAAAACUGGGGAUUUUCAAACGGGUCUCACUGCAUCAUCCGAAGUGUUUAUGUUGAAGACAGUGGAGAAUACUGGUGUGAGACUGGAGACGGUAAGAAGAGCGACACUGUCAACGUCACUGUUACAGCUGGUUCUGUAAUCUUGGAGACUCCUGUCAUUGUGAUGGAGGGAGAAGCUGUGACUUUGCACUGCAAAAACAAGACAGCUUCCAACAUCUCAGCUUCCUUCUAUAAGAAUGACCUCUUCAUCAAGAACAUCUCCACAGGAAAUUUGAUCAUCCAAAGUGUUUCUAAGUGUGAUGAAGGACUCUACAAGUGCAGAAUCUCCGGAGCUGGAGAAUCACCAGAGAGCUGGCUGUCUGUCAAAGAAUAUCACAAAGAGACUAUCCCCCUCUGUUCCGACCAACUUCCUGUUCUCCUCUACCUGCUGAUAAGGACUGUUGUCACAGUUUUAUGGGUGGCUCUGCUGCUGUUGGUGUUGAGAAAACGUCACUAUGAAAAAUGAAGGUAAAAAAUGAAUGACCAUCAACUUCCAACAGUCACUGCUGGAACAAGAUCAUUUGUUAAAUAUGUGCCAAAAGCUAUACAUAGAGCACAUAUAGCAAAACAUUUGAAGUCCUGCAGGUUUAUGAGCUCAUAAUUUCUAUUAUCUAGACUUUAUUUCUUCAACACAAAUACACAGUGACUGUAAAAAUGUUGAUUUAUUUCCUUUGUAACCUUUGUAGUGGUAAAAAUGUACAGUCAAACAUCAAGACAUUUCUUUUCUAAUUUAUACAGCUGAUUUAUCUGCACAGAAGAGAUUCUGAACAAACCAAAUAACAGCUUUACACAUUGUCCAUUUAAACCAUGAUUUGUUUCUGACAUGAUCAUUUUUGUAUAUGCUUCUAUGCAAUGCUGAUUCUAAUUAAUUUUACAGUUGUUUAACUCUCUUUUUGUAAGGACAGUUACUUCAUUACAUUAUUUCUUGGUUGGCUUGUGUGUGUGUGUGGAUUACUACAUUUCUUAGUUGUCUGAGUGAGUAUGUCAAUGCCUUUGUAAGGCCUAUGAGUAGAUCCAUAAUGUGCUGUAGACACUGUAUAUCAUGGGAAAAAGGUGAAUGCAGGUCAAGAUAUUUGAAAUGUUUUUAAACCACACAGUCUCUCUAUCAUCAUAUUUAUUUUUGCUCUUUCGUUCUUUUUUUUAAUGUGAGUGUUAAACCCCAACAACUACAGAAUAACCACAGCGUCUCUACAGCUGUGUGAAAAGACGCUGUGGGUCUGUUGUAGGAAAGGCCGCUCACCCACAGAGAACUACGGUCACGUACUAGUGUUUCGAUGCAACAGCUGCUGAGUCUUAAGACUUAAAUAUGUUGUCUGCAGCAUGUCAGGGCAAAAUGCAUUGCGAGAAAAAUCAAACAAUACAGAGCUGUCACAGAUGAACUCCAUGCAGAAAAUGCUCAAAUAAAGAAAGUGUAAAAAAAAGGUUGUCUGUGUUUAUUAAUAGUUCAUUAAUGAGCCAAAUGAUUUGGUAUAUGUGAAAUAACUAAGAUUAAAGUGAAAGUGAAAUCAUUUUGUUAGUAUUGAUU